Mizuhopecten yessoensis (Yesso scallop) is the source of this 2551-nucleotide messenger RNA. Its product is annotated as protein arginine N-methyltransferase 3-like. Lineage: Eukaryota; Metazoa; Mollusca; Bivalvia; Pectinida; Pectinidae. The record is from RefSeq and is a predicted model, not a curated record. Bases 56 to 1666 code for a protein of 536 amino acids. The transcript has 11 exons. Gene Ontology annotation, cellular component: nucleus. Gene Ontology annotation, biological process: peptidyl-arginine methylation. Gene Ontology annotation, molecular function: protein-arginine N-methyltransferase activity.
UCAAAGUGAAGCUGGAAGGAUCAUUCAGAAGGUGUUCCGAAAGUAGAAAACAAAGAUGGCUUCCAAAGAAGUAUCAGACAAUUUUGAGGAGUUUGAAGAAGACUCUGACGAUGGGGAAGGAUGGGAAGAAAAGGAGGAGGAAAUGGAAGAGGGUGAAGAUGUGAUGUGCCUGUUUUGCCAGCAGAGGUUGUUGGGGGUGGAUGAGAUGUUCAAACACUGUCGCUGUGACCAUGGGUUUGACAUGGCAUGGGCAGGCCGUUUCUGGCAGCUCGAUAGUAUACAGUUCAUCAAACUUGUCAACUAUGUCAGGACAGAGAAACCAAGUUGUGAGGACUUGCUGAAGUACAAACCGGGUGAUGUGCCUCCCUGGGGAUCUGAUAACUUUAUGAAGCCCUGCAAUCCUGAUGAUAUCCUGUUACAAUUUGAUAUAGAGGAUAUGUUAGAAAAUACAGAAAACAGUCCUAUGAUGAAUUCUGUCAGUACUACCCAAAAUGGCAGUCCAGGGGAGGCCAACAUGACCUUGUCGCUGUCAGAAUAUCAUGAACUUUGUCAUAGGCUAAAGGUCGCUGAGGAGAAGUCGGCAAAGGCAGAUGAACAGAUUCAUGAAUUAAUACAGAACAUGGAGAAAAUGAAGGUUGUUACUAAGGAUAUUGUGAUGUUACAAUCUCAAGAGCCAAUCAAACCACAGAAUAUUAUAGAAACCUUGACGGAGGAUGAGGAUGAUGCCUACUUUGGGUCCUAUGCACAUUUUAGUAUACAUGAAGAAAUGCUAAAGGACAAGGUACGGACAGAGAGCUACAGAGAUUUUAUGUACCAGAACACAGACCUAUUUAAAGACAAAGUAGUACUAGAUGUUGGUUGUGGUACGGGAAUACUUUCCAUGUUUGCUGCCAGGUCGGGGGCAAGACAAGUGAUCAGUGUUGACCAAUCAGAUGUAGUUUACCAGGCCAUGGACAUCAUCAGAGAGAACAGCUUGGAGGAUCGUGUAACAGUCAUUAAAGGUCGGAUAGAAGAUGUGGAUUUACCCGUGGAUAAAGUGGACAUCAUCAUCUCUGAGUGGAUGGGCUACUUCCUGUUGUUUGAGUCCAUGUUGGACUCUGUGCUGUAUGCGAGAGAUAAAUAUCUAGCCCCUGGAGGAGUAGUUCACCCAGACAAGUGUAAUAUCAGUCUGGUGGCAUCCGGUGACCCUGACCUUCACAGUAAACAUGUGACCUUCUGGGACAAUGUUUAUGGCUACAAGAUGACCUGUAUGAAGUCGGAGGUUGUUAAAGAAGCCAGUGUAGAGGUUGUCAAGUCAGAGAAGAUCAUUACAGAUGCUGUCGUUGUUAAGGAAAUUGAUGUGUGUACCUGCAGACUUGAGGACUUACAAUUUCACAAACACUUCUCCCUGACGGUCAAGGAGGACGGCCAAAUCUAUGCGAUUGUCAGCUAUUUUGACAUGUUCUUUGAUAAAGGCUGCAGCUCCAAGGUUACUUUUUCUACUGGUCCAGCACAUACAUCAACACAUUGGAGACAGACAGUGUUCCUAAUAGAACAUCCUAUUACAGUAACAAAAGGUGAGGUUCUACAAGGGAAGAUAAACUGUAAGAAGAGUAGGAAAGAUCCUCGUUCUCUGGUGAUAUCACUGACUGUAAAGGAUUUCACACAGGUGUACUUAAUGGACUAAUUACAGGUGUACUUGAUGGACUAAUUACAGGUGUACCUGAUGGACUAAUUACAGGUGUACACUCCACAGGUGUUUUCAGGAACCACUUGUGAUAUAACAUGCACCAAGUUACACAAAGAUGCAUUUCUAUUAAAACUGCAUUUUAUAACAAUUGUCUGUCUACAGUAAUUGUUGGUGUUUGUGAAGCCGGCAUGCUGGAAGACAAUCAAGGGAUCGACCUGUCCGACAGUCAUCUGCGGCCUCCUGAUUAGAUUGAUUGUGUUUGUUUGGACCAAGUCUUUGUCCUGAGAACCAUCAACGCAAAACAAAAGGUUGCUUGUGUUUGUUUGGACCAAGUCUUUGUCCUGAGAACCAUCAACGCAAAACAAAAGGUUGAAUUCACACCUUCAGGUGUGUUACUUUCUCCAGAGGAUAUAUUAAAUAUCAAUUGAUCUACACUUAAUAGUAAUAGAGUGGAUACGGAUGUCUAUGACUUUAGUACUCUCUCUUUACCCUUAAAGCAGGGCUAUAUUGAGUGAGGAAGGCAUUUGGAACAAGUGAACAUCAUAUAAGGCUAUGGUGUAUUUGGAAUUUUAAUGUUUAAAUGUAUUGAUUAUAUUAACGUUUUGCUUUGUUGAGAUCCUGGUUCACAUGUACUAGUAAACACAAUCAGGUUCACAUUACAUGUACUAGUAAACACAAUCAGGUUCACAUUACAUGUACUAGAAAACACAAUCAGGUUCACAUUACAUGUACUAAUAAACACAAUCAGGUUCACAUUACAUGUACUAGAAAACACAAUCAGGUUCACAUUACAUGUACUAGAAAACACAAUCAGGUUCACAUUACAUGUACUAAUAAACACAAUCAGGUUCACAUUACAUGUACUAAUAAACACAAUCAGGU